Molecule: messenger RNA, 1969 nt
Organism: Haliaeetus leucocephalus (bald eagle)
Lineage: Eukaryota; Metazoa; Chordata; Aves; Accipitriformes; Accipitridae
Gene: SNAP23
Product: synaptosomal-associated protein, 23kDa
Exons: 8
Coding region: 169-798 (209 amino acids)
Biological process (GO): exocytosis; synaptic vesicle fusion to presynaptic active zone membrane; synaptic vesicle priming
Cellular component (GO): plasma membrane; synaptobrevin 2-SNAP-25-syntaxin-1a-complexin I complex
Molecular function (GO): syntaxin-1 binding; SNAP receptor activity
Source: RefSeq, a predicted model, not a curated record
GGGCUCGCAGGUCGGCGGUCGGCACCGGGGGCGGGCGGGACAUGGGCUCUUAAAGGGGCGGCUCAGCACGGCGUGGCUCGGCUCGGCUCGGUUCGAGGGUGGCGGCUGUGGGCCGUGAGGGGGAAGAUUCUCUUUAGUGUGAUUACUUACAAGUAAUAGUUCAUCAUCAUGGCUGAACUAUCACCUGAAGAAAUUCAGCUGAGGGCCAACCAGGUCACGGAUGAGUCUUUGGAAAGCACAAGGAGGAUUCUCAGCUUGGCUGUUGAGUCCCAGGAUGUCGGUACCAAAACUAUCACCAUGCUGGGUGAACAGGGAGAACAACUAAAUCGCAUAGAAGAAGGCAUGGACCAGAUAAAUAAGGAUAUGAGAGAAGCUGAGAAGACACUGACAGAGCUCAACAAAUGUUGUGGGCUCUGUGUCUGUCCUUGUAACAGGACGAAGAACUUUGAGGCUAGCAAGACUUACAGAGCAACCUGGGGAGAUGGAACGGAGAACUCGGCAGAUCAUGUAAUAUCCAUGCAACCAAGAAGUAUAAAUCAGCAGCAGCCUCAGACUUCUGGAGGACCAAGUGGCGGAUAUAUUACAAGGAUAACAAAUGAUGCCAGAGAAGAUGAAAUGGAUGAAAAUCUUGCUCAAGUGGGAAACAUUCUUGGGAAUUUGAAAAACAUGGCUUUAGAUAUGGGCAAUGAGAUUGAUGCCCAGAAUAAACAAAUAGACCGGAUAAAUGUAAAGGCCGAUACAAACAGGGAACGCAUUGAGCAAGCCAACAUCAGAGCCAAGAAACUAAUUGACAAUUAAAGCCUGCUGUCAUUCAAUGACACUGUCUCUCCAGCUGCAAGCCACCAUAUUCAUGAAUCUGUGAAAAUUCUCCUAUUCUCAAAUAAGAGGGUCUGGGAAAAACGAAGCAGUACUCUUUCUAUAGGCAUUAACUUUCUUUUAUUUUUUUUAUUGUUUCAUGUACACAUGGCCUUGACUCCAAGAAAGCAGCCAACAUAACUUCUUCCUACUCAUCUGCCUUCACUUUCUUUAAACUGCUCAGGGCUAAAAGUGUUAUGGCUUUGAGAAUAUUCUUGCAUGUUUUAUUCCCCAUCCCAGUCUUUUUUUCUUUUUUUUUCUUUUUUUUCUUUUUUUUUUUUUUGCCCUGCACCCAAAAUACAGUCCUUUAUUGAAAUUGAACAAGCAGGGUAACCUGAAGUCACAGUUGUGGAAAGUUGGAGAGGGCACUUUGCACUGUUUGAAAUACCUCAUAAAUUGAGUGUGUUCACUAAAAUAGGGACUUGGUGAAUAUUGUCUGACUUGUAUCUCUAGCAGGCUAACCAUAGUUUUACAAUCCAAACCACAUGAUUUGUUUGGGAUUGAGUUUGUGGAUUACGGAAUUGAAGAGGCCCACUGCUUACUACUUGUGGGUUGAGGGCUUUAAAACACUUCCUAACCACAUCAACUUUAAUGUAAAGGUAACUAGAGGGAUAUACAGGUUUCCAUUUCUUUACUGUAAAUUGACAUAGGUUUGGAGGCCAUGACUAGGAAAUCAUGCUGCAUUGUUCUGAUAAUACUUGUUUUGUGUAUAUAUACCUGAUCUGAACCCCAUGCCCAUGUGAGCAGAAGAAAAUAAAACUGUCUUCCUAAAGUAUUUAUUUGAUGGAAAAUUUUAUGCCCCUCAUCUAAAAGUUAACUUUUAAGAGUUUGAAUUAUGUAUCUUAACUGGAAGAAAAAACCAUGCAGCUUUUUCACAUCCAGAUUCAGAUUCAGUUUUGGCUAGUUUUCACUGGAGUUCAUUUUAUGCCUUUCUCCAGUGCAAAAUAAUGACUGAGAUCUGGUGCGGUUUGCUCUCAGCAGUGACUUUGGGGGAGCUUCUUAAACCUAUUGGAAACAGAGAAGCUUAUUGUGAACCUUCUUUGUCACAGUCUGGAGGAAGCACUACCUAUUCAAGAACUGUAUGCUAGUUCUAAAUAAACUAGUUCUAAAUAGA